Molecule: messenger RNA, 3923 nt
Organism: Cynocephalus volans (Philippine flying lemur)
Lineage: Eukaryota; Metazoa; Chordata; Mammalia; Dermoptera; Cynocephalidae
Gene: GZF1
Product: GDNF inducible zinc finger protein 1
Exons: 6
Coding region: 61-2184 (707 amino acids)
Biological process (GO): regulation of DNA-templated transcription
Molecular function (GO): DNA-binding transcription factor activity, RNA polymerase II-specific; RNA polymerase II cis-regulatory region sequence-specific DNA binding; protein binding
Source: RefSeq, a predicted model, not a curated record
CCAGUGGGUGGCGGCGGCUGUGAGGGUGCCGACUGGGAGCUGUUUUUGGAAAGAAGAAAGAUGGAAAGUGGUGCAGUUCUGCUGGAAUCCAAAUCCUCACCACUUAACCUUCUGCAUGAAAUGCAUGAGCUACGCCUUCUCGGUCACUUGUGUGAUGUGACAGUCAGUGUGGAGUAUCAGGGUGUCCGUGAAGACUUCAUGGCCCACAAAGCAGUGCUGGCAGCCACCAGCAAGUUUUUUAAGGAAGUAUUCCUCAAUGAGAAGAGUGUGGGUGGUACGAGGACUAAUGUGUAUUUAAAUGAAGUGCAAGUUGUUGACUUUGCUUCAUUUCUUGAGUUUGUCUACACUGCUAAGGUACAGGUGGAAGAAGAUCGGGUGCAGCGAAUGCUGGAAAUGGCUGAAAAGUUAAAAUGUUUGGACUUAUCAGAAACUUGUUUUCAAUUAAAGAAACAGAUGUUAGAGUCGGUGCUUUUGGAGUUGCAGAAUUUCUCAGAAUCUCAGGAGGCAGAGGUGAGCAGUGGCUCCCAAGUCAGUGUUGCUCUGGACUCCAGGGCAAGUGAGGCCCUGGACAGUCCUCAAUCCAGUGUCCUUGCGGAUUCCUCAGACUACCCGGUAGAGAGAAUCAGCAACGGCAUGUCGCCAGAUAUGUCACUGAGGAAGUCCAAGGAGAAACUAGACAAGAAGAAAGAGGUAGUUAAGCCUCCCUACCCUAAAAUCAGAAGAGCUAGUGGAAGGCUGGCUGGAAGAAAAGUAUUUGUGGAAAUCCCUAAAAAGAAAUACACAAGAAGACUUCGAGAGCAGCAGAAAAGUGCUGAGGAUGAUGAUGUGGGGGACUGCGGGUGUCCCCAGGACCAAAGCCCAGGCAGUGCUGGAAUAGAGAUGGAGCCAGUUACAAAAGAUGAGGGCUGCAGUGCUGGUGCGGACUUAGAGGAAGUGUUGCCAAAAGCAGCGGGGGAGGAGGAAGAGGAGGACGAGGGGGAGCAGAAGAAGAGCAACUUCAAGUGCACCGGUUGCGAGAAAGCCUUUCUGUAUGAGAAGAGCUUCCUGAAGCACAUCAAGCACCAGCACGGAGUAGCCACCGAGGUGGUUUACCGCUGCGAUACCUGUGGCCAGACCUUCGCCAACCGCUGCAACCUGAAGAGCCACCAGCGCCAUGUGCACAGCAGUGAGCGCCACUUCCCGUGCGAGCUGUGCGGGAAGAAGUUCAAGCGCAAGAAGGACGUGAAGCGGCAUGUGGUGCAGGUGCACGAGGGCGGCGGCGAGCGGCACCGCUGCGGCCAGUGUGGAAAGGGCCUGAGCUCCAAGACGGCGCUGCGGCUGCACGAGCGGACGCACACGGGCGACAGGCCCUACGGCUGCACCGAGUGCGGCGCCAAGUUCUCGCAGCCCUCGGCGCUGAAGACGCACAUGAGAAUUCAUACAGGGGAAAAACCUUUUGUCUGUGAUGAAUGUGGUGCAAGAUUCACUCAGAACCACAUGCUGAUUUAUCAUAAAAGGUGUCACACAGGUGAAAGGCCUUUUAUGUGUGAAACAUGUGGCAAGAGUUUUGCUUCUAAGGAGUACUUAAAACAUCACAAUAGAAUCCAUACUGGAUCCAAACCCUUUAAAUGUGAAGUAUGUUUCAGGACUUUUGCCCAGCGGAAUUCACUUUACCAGCAUAUGAAAGUCCACACAGGGGAACGUCCCUAUUGCUGUGACCAGUGUGGUAAGCAGUUUACCCAGCUCAACGCUCUCCAGCGCCACCAUCGAAUCCACACGGGAGAGAAGCCAUUUAUGUGUAAUGCGUGUGGACGGACGUUUACCGACAAGUCCACUCUUCGGCGGCACACCUCAAUACAUGAUAAGAAUACUCCAUGGAAGUCUUUCCUUGUAAUUGUAGAUGGCUCACCCAAGAAUGAUGAAGGGCACAAGACUGAACAGCCUGAUGAAGAAUAUGCAUCGUCCAAACUUUCAGAUAAAUUGCUGUCUUUUGCAGAAAAUGGCCACUUUCACAACCUGGCUGCAGUCCAAGGCAGUGUACCUACCAUGCAUGAAAACAGCUCUGCAGACACAGCCUGCAAGUCCGACGACUCCGUGGUGUCCCAGAAUGCUCUGCUCGCCACCACCAUCAGUGAGCUCAGUGAGCUGACUCCACAGACAGACUCAAUGCCCACACAGUUUCACUCUUUGACCAACAUGGAAUAAGAGCUUGAAUUUAUAUGCCCAUCUUGUCAGUCUUUGCAUGUGAUAGCUGUGCUCAGGAUAACGCCAGGGGCUAAGAGCUGUCCAUGUUCAAAGAUGUGGACAAGAAUGGUCUCAGGUUUUCCUGAACUUCUAAUAACUUGCACGUCUUUAUCACAGCAUUUUUAAAGCUUUCCCUUAAAAAUCCUGAUCUGCAUGAUCUUAGCUACACUUUUAUCAACAAGGCAGUUAACAUAGCCUCACUUAAUUCUGGUGUAGGUUGUAUGCAUUAAUCAUUCUACUGCUUGAUUAUUUUGAUGUUUAGACAACUGCUUGUCUUAAUUGCAGAGUACAGAGCAUUGAUCCAGCUCAUGAAUGAAAUUGCUGUUAAUGGUCCUCCUGGUCUCUCACCCUGCCUUACACUUCCAUGUAGAUUUACUUCUCUGAUACUUAUAGGGUAUCUUUCUACCAAGCUGAAAUAAAACUGGGGCCAUGUAAUUUCAACUGUUUCUUCCCUGUCCAAUUGGAGCAAAUCAGAUUUGCCCUGGGGACCCUCGAAUGGGACUGAAGAAAUGGAUUACUGCAUUCAUUCCCCUGCCCCCCAUUUGUAGGCACUAAAAAAGGAAUGACAAAUUGGACACUUGCAAAACUACUUAGUAUAAUCUCUACUCACAGCACAUAUGUAGCUAGGAAAAUUGUCAAAGUCAACUUUUGAAAUGAGACGUGGCUGUUCAGUUUCAUUCUUAAAAAUCGGAUUAGGUAAAAGCUUCCUACCAAAGAGCAAACAGGAUAGUAUUUUUGCAAAGACGUGUCAAAAAAUAAGCAAGAGGCUUUAAAGUACUUGAAUGUGUGUAGUCUUUUUUUUUUUUUUUUAACAAAGUAAGGUGAUCGUGGCAAAUCUUAGAACACAGAGCAUUAGUAUUUUUGCCAGGCUUUUCUGACUUGAUCUCUGUCACUUCUAGAAACCCAGACUUCCUCAUUUCCACAUUUAGAGAUUUAAAAAGACCAGUAAUUGCCACAUGUCUGUUUUCUUGGGAGCAUGUGAGAAUACAGCAGAAGGGACCAGAAGCCUCGGCACACUUAUUUCUGAUUAUGCCUUAAAGUGGAUUGUGAAGAACCAGCAACGUCUUAAAUGCUCCUUUGGCUAUCUCAUGCUGGACUUAAUUACUGCUCAAAAUUUCACAAUGAAAAGAUGAUUCUGCUGUAUGUGCUAAACCUGACGUUUGGUUCCAGGGCCUUGGGUAUGUUGCCACAUGCUUGUGAAAUGCUUUGAUGCACAUGUAAACCCUUAAACAUAUUAAUUUAAAAAGAAAAACUUAAAGCAAAUUCUUUUAUUCACCAGUUGCUUUUUUCCCUACAUUUUUAAUUUAUUAAACUUGCUGUGAAAACACUGGUUUUCUGAGAGGAAGUUACUUUUUAAGUUCCAGGAGAAGAUAUAGCUGCACUAUGCCAGAAACUGAUGAGGGAAGAUGUUCUUCCGAAGUACCUAUUUUGACUUAUGUUCAGAGUAAACAGUGACGCCACUACAGGUGUUUCAGGCGCUGAUAACAUGUUUCACACCUGCUCUUGAAGUUCGCAGUGCUGAAUUACUUCAGUUAUGACAAUGUUAUUGUGUCCUAGUUGUUUACAAAAGAUAGACCAUCAAACCAUAUUAAUCUUGGUAACUGGAGACUGAACUUGCCCAGCUGAUGUACUGUUUUAUGGAAUAAAGUCAUCUUGAUGAGAAGGAAUUUAAGCAAUAGAUUAUUUUCUUACCUACUGGA